AUGGGCUGUCACAUAUGUUCGAGAAGCGCCAGCACUCGUUCCCCACUCUACUGUCCUUCGUGUGCGCGCAGCUACCUCUACCUCUUGAGAUAUGAAAAUGCCAGGGUCUUGCUUGAGAAGGAAUCGAUCGGGCAGGAGAUUGAGGUAUCGGUAGCUGGUGAUCCUGAGGCCAACCAUGUGGACGACAAGUUGGCUAUCGCAGCCCACGAAAGAAGUCUACGAUGGACUAUCCAAGCUAUCCAAACCGAACAUGCUCAGAUGUCCAGUCGCGCGAAAUCUAUACGUGCCUGCGCCGACGCCCUCAAAGCUGAAAUACAACAAAAAACGGCUGAUGCGAAUAGUUUGAGAUCAAAUUUGAGGCAACGACGCUCUGAUGCCGAGUCUGCGAAAUUCCAACUGAGUGACCGACGUCAUCUCGCCCUAUCAAACAUCCAAAACGCGAUCAAAAGAAACGAACAUUUGUGGCAUUCGUUGCACACCAAGACCGCCGAAUCGAGAAUUUUCCUGUGUCGCGAGGCUGCAAAGCUGUAUCGUCUGCAGCAGAAAGUAAGGAGAAAGGACAAUACAAUCAUCGAAAGCUACUGGAUCGGAGGUACGCCGAUCAUUGACCUGAGAGAUUUAAAUGGAGCUAUGCCUAGCCAGAUCUCUACUUCUUUCUCGAAUGUCGCCCACCUCCUCGUCCUCGUAUCUCACUAUUUGUCCCUCCGGUUACCAGCCGAAAUAGUCCUCCCCCAUCGUAAUUAUGCCACGCCAAUGAUAUUCACACCUGCAGCAUCUUAUACAACAAGGGAGGUUAUGACCCCAGAAUAUAAGCCCUGGUACCCAGGCGGCAAUCCUACUCCGUCAAAAACACCUGAUGUCCGCAAACAUCGACCGCGCCCGUUGUCAGUUGAGAAGACACUACCGAGAUUAAUGAAAGAGGAACCUGCUACGUACGCCUUGUUUAUAGAGGGGGCUUCACUUUUAGCAUGGAAUGUAUCUUGGCUAUGUCGUACUCAAGGACUGCAGGUCGGCUCAGACACUUGGGAAACUGUUUGCAAUACAGGCAAGAGCUUGUAUCAGCUCCUAGUUUCUCCUCCUACCCAACAUCUCCAUGCCAUAAGGGCGGUUUCAAACCAUGAUCUUCAAUCAAAACUAAGGAUCGACAGUAAAUCGCCAAAAACUACUAUACAGCGAACGAAAUCCUUCCCCAUUUUCGGCCAUUACUCCCACGGCACGUCUCAUUCGUUUCUAGGUACUGCAGAAGGAAUGGAGUUUGUCAAGAGCUGGAAGCUGCCAACACCGACGAAGCUCGCAGACAAGCUCAAGUCCGCUCUUAUGGGUGAAAUGGCGAAUGCCGAAUGGGAACUGCUUGAGGAAACUGAGUGGGAUGAAACCGCUGAAAUAGACCAUCCUUCUCAAUCCCCUGUACCAACAUCUCUUACAACUGAGAUCAACUAUCACGAGAGCACCGAAGUACAAGAGACUUCCAAGGAUAUCGUCGAUAAAGUUGAAGACAAGAAUACUGAGCCCGCAAAAGACCGCAACUCAAAUCGUCCGAAAGGCACUAGUGGCUGGAUGAAACUAAAGAUCAGAUGA
Messenger RNA from Talaromyces proteolyticus, 1578 nucleotides. Its product is annotated as UV radiation resistance protein and autophagy-related subunit 14-domain-containing protein. Gene Ontology annotation, molecular function: SNARE binding. The transcript has 2 exons. The coding region runs from base 1 to 1578 and encodes 525 amino acids. Lineage: Eukaryota; Fungi; Ascomycota; Eurotiomycetes; Eurotiales; Trichocomaceae. Gene Ontology annotation, cellular component: lytic vacuole; endosome. Gene Ontology annotation, biological process: SNARE complex assembly. The record is from RefSeq and is a predicted model, not a curated record.